AUGGAGCGAUAUGCACUUUCAGCUCUCUGUCUUGGUCUCUUCCUACUGAUCCAUCAAUCCCAAUGUACAAAUAAAGUCAUCUUCAUAUCCUUUGACGGAUUCCGUCAUGACUAUCUUGAUAUGGCCAAAGCGAAGGGCAUAAACAUCUCGGCAUUUGAAGAAAUACGAUCGCAAGGAUUUCAGGCCAUAGUUAACAAUGUCAUGACAACUCUAACCUUCCCAUCACACUUCUCCAUGGCUACGGGUAGGAAUGUUGAAAACCACGGUCUUGUUGGGAAUAAAUUCUACGAUCCCGAAACAGCCAAAAAAUACGCUUAUACAAAUAGCAACAAUAAUGUUGAACCUGAGUGGUUUGAAUAUGCUGGCUCGGAAGCACUUUGGGCAACGAAUGAGAGACAUGGCUACCGGAGUGCUGUUUUUUCAUGG
Rodentolepis nana is the source of this 426-nucleotide messenger RNA. The record is from the annotation of a GenBank genome assembly. Lineage: Eukaryota; Metazoa; Platyhelminthes; Cestoda; Cyclophyllidea; Hymenolepididae.